Molecule: messenger RNA, 3289 nt
Organism: Dichomitus squalens LYAD-421 SS1
Lineage: Eukaryota; Fungi; Basidiomycota; Agaricomycetes; Polyporales; Polyporaceae
Product: 5-oxoprolinase
Exons: 14
Coding region: 110-2440 (776 amino acids)
Biological process (GO): glutathione metabolic process
Cellular component (GO): cytosol
Molecular function (GO): 5-oxoprolinase (ATP-hydrolyzing) activity
Source: RefSeq, a predicted model, not a curated record
CCUCUAGCGGCUCGCCGGCUCCAGGUUGAUAUAGAUUCAUGAGCUCGGAGCUGUGUCUAUCGACGCCCACCGCAGUGCUCGACUCAUUCUAAGUGCUAGGGAAUCUGCGAUGCCCGCGAAGACAGUACCCGACCGGUCCAUCAAGAUAUGCGCCGACCGCGGCGGCACGUUCUGCGACGUGCACGCGUCGUUCCCUGACCCCGAGAGGCCAGACGAGAGGAAGGAGAUCGUUGUGAAGCUGCUAUCGCAGGACCCGGGGAACUACAGCGAUGCCCCGACGGAGGGCAUCCGGCGCGUGCUCGAGAUCGUUACUGGCGAGCAGAUAGCCAGGGGCAGCACCCUGAACACAGACAAGAUCGACUACAUCCGGCUGUCGACGACGGUCGCGACAAACGCGCUCCUCGAGCGCAAGGGCCACAAGCACGCGCUGCUCAUCACGCGCGGCUUCCGCGACCUCUUGCUGAUAGGGAACCAGUCCCGCCCGAAGAUAUUCGAUCUGAACAUCCGCCGGCCGCCCCCGCUGUACUCGACCGUCUUGGAGGUCGACGAGCGGGUGACGCUGGUGGGGUACACGUCUGACCCGAAGGCCGAGCAACAUGCGGUCCAGUUCGACGAGCAGGGGAGGGUGAAGAGGGGGUACAGAGGGAAGGGGUGGGACGGGCAGGGCGACGCGGAGGGCACGGGGGAGGUCGUGCAGGGGUUGUCGGGCGAGGCGGUGAGGAUCAUGCGGAGACCUGACAUGGUCAAGGUGCGCGAAGACCUGCAGAAGCUCCACGCCGACGGUUACCGCUCGAUCGCGAUCGUCUUCGCGCACUCGUACACAUAUCCCGAGCACGAGCUCCAGGUCGCCGCGCUCGCGCGCGCGCUCGGCUUCACGCACGUCUCCGCGUCUUCGCAGCUGCUGCCGAUGAUCAAGAUGGUGCCGCGGGGCGUGUCGUCCACCGCGGACGCGUACCUCACCCCGAUCCUGCGCGAGUACCUCGACGGGUUCUUCUCGGGCUUCGACGCGAAGCUGAGAGACGGCAAGGUGAUGAGCCCGCGGGUGGAGUUCAUGGGCAGCGACGGGGGCUUGCUGGACCUGACCAACUUCUCGGGGCUCAAGAGCAUAUUGAGCGGGCCCGCUGGGGGCGUGGUGGGGUAUGCGCUGACGAGCUGGGACGAGGAGAGGAAGAUUCCGAUCAUUGGCAUCGAUGUCGGAGGGACUUCCACGGACGUAUCGCGCUACGCCGGACGCUACGAGGUCGUGUAUGAGACGACUACUGCUGGCGUCACGAUCCAGUCUCCUCAGCUGGACAUCAACACCGUCGCCGCAGGUGGAGGGUCCUGCCUCACCUUCCAGAAUGGUCUCUUCCUCGCGGGCCCACACAGUGCGGGUGCCGAGCCUGGUCCGGCAUGCUAUCGCAAGGGCGGUCCCUUGGCGGUGACGGACGCGAACCUGGUGCUCGGUCGUCUCGUACCGGACUACUUCCCGAAGAUCUUUGGCAAGUCGGAGAAGGAGCCCCUUGACAUCGAGGCGUCGCGAUCUGCGUUCGACAAGCUCGCUCAGGAGAUCAACGCUUCUGUCAGCGAGGACAAGAAGAUGGAUCUCGAUGAGAUUGUCUACGGGUUCAUCAAGGUCGCCAAUGAAACGAUGUGCAGGCCGAUCCGUGCUCUCACUGAGGCGAGAGGGUACGCGACGUCGAGACACAUCCUCGCAAGCUUCGGAGGCGCAGGCGGCCAACACGCAUGCGAGAUUGCCCAGCUGCUCGGGAUCAAGACCAUCCUCAUCCACCAUUACAGCUCCAUCCUCUCCGCGUACGGUCUCGCUCUCGCAGAUCGUGCGUAUGAGCUGCAAGAGCCCUCGUCGACCUUCUACACCGCCGAAAACCGCCCCACCCUCAAGGCACGUCUGGACAGGCUCGAUGCCCAAGUGCGCGAGGAGCUCAAGCGCCAAGGCUUCGAGGACGCGCGCGUCCACACCGAGCGCAUGCUCAACAUGCGCUUCGACGGCACCGACACCGCGCUCAUGGUCGUCCCCGCGCCCGAGGACGGCGACGGGCACGAGGACUUCGAGGCCGCGUUCCGGCGCGUGUACAAGGCCGAGUUUGGGUUCCUCCUUGACACGAAGUCGAUCAUCGUUGACGACGUGAAGGUGCGCGGGAUCGGGAAGACGUUCGACACCCUCGGCGAGUCCGUGUACAAGGAGGUCGAGAGGCUCGAGAGGAAGCCGGUCGAUAGGUCGAGGGCGGACUCGACAUACAGCACGUACUUUGACGGCGUUGGACGCGUGCAGGAUACCCCGGUGUUCUUGCUCACGUCGUUGAAGCUCGGGGACACGAUCAAGGGCCCGGCCAUGAUUAUUGACAACACGCAGACGAUCGUGCUCAUACCCGGGGCGACGGCUGUCUUGACGAGCAAGCAGUUGUAUAUCACGCUCGAGGACGAUAAGGAGAAGAAAUAAACAAGUAGGAUAUAGACGUUGUGUAGGAUUGCCCGGCUGUAGUAUGCCAUGCAUCGUAGAAGUGAAGUGAACUUCGCUGUAGCUAUAGUGUUAACCCGAUGCACCUGUCAAGAUUCUUGAUCAUGUCCUCAGUCUUUCGAGGUUCCAUGUUAGAUGGACGCAGGCGUGCAGCCGGAGAUGCUGGUGAGCUGAGACGGGCAGUUGACUUGUUUGUAAGUGAUUUGCCACUCAUUCACGUCACCUCCCGCCCAUUGCCAGCGCCAAUGGCACCCGGCCUGCAAGUUGGAGGGCAACUCCGAGCACUGGGAGUCAGAUGUGACACCUCCAUACUGACGUCCCCAACCGCCAGAGGGCGCGCCGUAUUGUGCCGUGCAGGCGUUGUAGUCUCCUACGCCUCCGCCAGGUGUGUAAAUAUCAAAGUCGGUGUCCGUAAUACCACCCGCGUUGAUGGCCUGGACGAUCAUCGACUUGCCCGCGGCGGCGCCGGACGUCCACGUAAACUGGUAGCACUUGCAGCACGUUGACGUCGCGGUGUUGCCGUGGCCCGCGAAGCCGUACGAGAGCGUGUUGUUCACGAUGAUCGGCUGGUACUUGUCGCACGAGAAGGCUAGGUUUCCUGAGGAAGCAAAACACGCGUUCUGCGCGCCCGACGCGGCGGGGCCAUUGCUUUUGUUACAGGACUUCACGGGGCCCUUGGCGCCCGAGGAGAGGUUGGAGGCGUACCCGCAUGCGGGCUCACAGCAGUCCCAUGUAGUAGUCGUCGUGCCUGAGGUUUGAGCAUGCAGGCAGGUCGCGGCGGAGAGAGCUGCAAGGAUACCGAGGAAGAGGGCGCGAGAAGUGAACAUUCUG